Hippoglossus stenolepis (Pacific halibut) is the source of this 2435-nucleotide messenger RNA. Its product is annotated as KIAA1143 ortholog. NCBI's taxonomy places the organism in Eukaryota, Metazoa, Chordata, Actinopteri, Pleuronectiformes, Pleuronectidae. The transcript is spliced from 5 exons. The coding region runs from base 330 to 926 and encodes 198 amino acids. The record is from RefSeq and is a predicted model, not a curated record.
ACGUCAUAAUUCUGCGACAAUAAUGUAAUUACCGGCGCGGACAAAGUGCAUCAAGUAGUGAAAGGUCUGAAAGCGUUUUUUCCUUUUGCCGAUGAGCUCACUAGUGAAGUAGUGGUUAGUGAACCACUCGGGGAUUUUGAACGCAGCACCUUUUAUCUCAUUUGUUGACGUGGAAUUUACGGUUUUCCAAUGAACAAUAAAAAGGUCAGUGGCGUGUCGUGGGUGAAACCAGCGGAACCCUCCUUUCUGAGGAAGUUUAAAAAUGAUGUUGGAUACAAAGACGGACCGACCGUUGAUACAAAGCCAGCGCUGCUGCGGGUUCUGCUCCAAUGGCUGCUGCAGCUCCAAGAGCCACCGUGACAAGAACAUUCCAAAGGACCAUCUUCAUCGCUGAACUUGUAGAUGGCAAGUUGGAGACAAGCCAAACGCUAACAGUGCGUUUUUCUGAAUUUGAGGCUUAUGUUAUGGGCAUCAUGAGUAAUGUCAAUGAUGCCCUUGAACAAGAGGACUCACUCAUCCUCACUGACAGCCAGGGAAAACAAUCGUGGACUCUGAAGGAACCAGAGCGUCACGUGAUGCCAGCACUGGAUGAUGACAGUGGGAGCGAUCGAGAGGAUGAGCUACCUCAAGUUGUGGUCCUUAAGGGUGGAGACCUGACGGCAGAAGAGGUGAAGAAGAUCAACGCUGAAAUGCAUACUGGUGGUGGUAGUGCAGAGAAGGACGAUGGACCUCCUCCUGGCGGUAAAAUCUUUUUCAAGAAACCAGCCAAGCGCUCGUCCUCAGACAAAUUCCAGGGGCUCACUUCCAGCUCCAGCAAGAAGAAGAAGAGUGAUGAAGGGGAGAAGAAGGAGAUGAAAUCUGGAAAGAAAGUAAAGAAUAAUAGUCUUCUGUCAUUUGGAGGGGAUGAGGAGAAAGACGAGGACUGAAAGACUUGUCAUUGCAACAGAUUAGUCAAGGAAGUAUAGAGGCUGACCAAUGAGGAUUUUUGGGGUCAAUGUCAGUAUAUCAACAGAUGUCUGUCUGUCAUUCCUAAGAUGUCAUUUUUCAACCCUUAUGACAAAGAAAUGGAUUUCGUAUUAUACAUUUUUACCAUAAAUUUGAUAAUAGAAAAACUAAACUACCAUCAAAUAUGCUAAACUGUAAUUAAGACAAUAAACAUUUUUUACUUAUAAAAUGUGAUCAUAAAUCCACAAUUUUCCCACAUUAAUCAGCAAACAAACACUGAUCAUGAUAAGUAUGUGAAAGGCUCAUCACAAUUUUUAUUGGUCAACUGAUAACUGGUUGGGCUCUACUUAAGUGAAAAUUGAGAGCAGAGUUGACAGAUGGCUGGAGUUCAUCCAAAGUAUGCAUCUUUUUCUCAGCACUGUGAAAACAACUGGUCUGGUCUGUCUGUUUGAUGUAACAUUUUCUGAUCAUUUUUAAAAGCAACUUUCAGAGACACAAAUGACUUAAUGUAAACAAUUUCACACAAGGAAGAAUUUCAUGCCCUUUGAACCUUUUGAAUCAGUCAUAUUAUUGAUGUGUGAGAGUAUAGUUUUGUGCAAGAUUUUUCCAACUGAACUUGGUGCAAUCAGGGACCAUUGGACAUCCACAAAUUGCUUGCCUUUUAAACAAAAACAGCUGGGAAAGCAGCAGAGUGAAGCUGCUCUAAUCACCUGGUAGGGUCUCUCCAUAGACCGUAUAUUAAGAUUGAUGAUGCAUCUCCAGUUGUUUUCAAAUGAUGCAACAUAAUUUGAUAAAAGGGAACCAGGUAAUAUAGGUAGAUAACCUGGUUGAUAACUGGUAAUUAAAUAUAUUUAAUGAAAUGAAAAAAAAAAUCCACUAUUUUAUGUUAGCAUAAUAUUGAACAACUUUCUGGUAGAAUCCAUUUUUGUGCAUUUCACUUUGAGAAAGAGUAAAGUGACAGGACGUCUUGUCAUGUGGAUCUGACAGAGCCAUAUAAUCACCUGCUGUACAGAUCCAGGAGACACUGAACAGACACUUGCCAUUUGAAGGUGGAAAACCUGCUUCUCAAACAUUGAGAUAAUUUUGUUGCUUUGUGUCUGAAUCCUUCUCACUUGUUGUCAAGAAUGGUGUCAUCAGAAUAGUGAUAUUAUUCACAAGUGCCAUGUGGGAAGUGCUCAUUGUUAAGUUUCUGAUACAUUUAAUGUUCUAUUGAAUGUAUGAAUACAUGGGGUGGCACUGUAUGAAUGUGUGUGUGAAUGGGUGUAUGGCAAUAAACUGUACUGCAAAGUGCUUUGAGUGGUCUUCAAGACUAGAAAAGCGCUAUAUAAAUACAGACCAUUACCAUAUCCUGGCUUUGACAAAGGAGCUGCAACACUUUGUGUAGAAAUGAUGCAUUCUUGCCAAUGCCAUUUUGAAAUUUUAAUUUGUUAUUGAGAAUGUUUGUGGCUGUAAUGUUUUAAAUGUGAAACAUAAACAUUUGUACCAGUAAA